AUGUGGCUUCUCCAUGUUGACACUUUCGAGCUGAAGGAAUUCAUCGGCACCAACCCACCUUAUGCAAUCCUCUCUCAUACAUGGGCCUCGGACGAGAUACCUUUCGCGGAGAUGAGGAAGGCAAAGUACCGAGACCUCGCUAAGCAAAAGACGGGCUUCUCCAAGAUUGAUGGAUGCUGCGCUCGCGCGAAAGCGGAUGGUUACGCUUGGGUAUGGAUAGACUCUUGCUGCAUCGACAAGCGGAGUAGUGCGGAGCUGUCCGAAGCUAUAAAUUCCAUGUUCAAGUGGUAUCAGUGUUCCCGCAUCUGUUAUGUUUACCUUUCCGACGUUCCUGGCGGCAACGAAGACUUCGAUGUGGUCGCAAAAAGUAGAUGGUUCACGCGGGGAUGGACUCUUCAAGAGUUGCUUGCUCCUCGGGACCUGCUGUUCCUCGCACAGGACUGGACAGUGCUCGGAUACAUAGGCGCCCACUCCUACGACCAUCUUUGUAAUGCAUACGUUGACGACCCGACACCUUUGAACCAUCACGAGCUUACGCAAUGGAUAUCGCUGAUAACAAGGAUCCCGAAAGAAUUUAUUUCGGGCGGCAAAAGACUUGAGCAAGCGUGUGUGUCACAGCGUAUGUUCUGGGCGUCCCAAAGAACGACGACCAGGCCUGAGGAUCGUGCGUAUAGUUUGAUGGGUUUAUUCGAUAUUAACAUGCCCAUUCUGUACGGUGAAGGCUUGGAAAAGGCUUUCACGAGGCUUCAGGAAGAAAUUUUCCGCAGCACGCCUGACCAAAGUAUCUUUGCGUGGCACUACUCAGGAAUGUCCUCCUACCGAUUGCUGGCCGACUCCCCAGAUUGUUUCCAGAAUUCAGGGAAUGUGGUGAGGCUCCUCCAGGAAAGUUCGCUUGCACGAGAGGCUGAAUGUACUCGUUCUGCCUUUUAUAUGACGAAUCUUGGACUGCGGAUCACAUUGCCACUGCAUACUGUCACGGAGAGCAUAAGUAGAGAUGACAGCAAAACCCGAAUGGAGGCCAAAUUGCACUGUUAUGUCCAUGGCAAAGAAAGUGGCCCUUGCCAGGUCAGCCUUAAUCUCUUCUAUCUGGACACAGACAUUAGUGGACGCGUUAUCUACAUGUGCCAACGAUCAAGCACGUGGAAUUUCAGCACUGGAGGAGGUCAUCCCACCAGCAUCUUCAUCCGUGGAAUCAGUUACGACACUGAAACCGCGGAGCAACAAACUUCACUGACUUCAAGUGUUGCCUUUGACGAGGUCGAAGUGGCGUCUCGAAGCCUUGGUAUCAUUGGCGAUGCAGUGGAUUUUCCUGCAGAAGUACUGAAAGAUGAUGUACCUUUCGCCGAACUAGGUGUCGAUUCGCUAGUGCUCGUGGAACUCAUGUCUCGGAUAAAGGAUGAGUUGGGUGUGCAAAUUUGCACACAGGACUUUUACAACAAUCCUACCAUUGGAGAGUUCGUCGCUUUCUUAGUGGCCGCAGUUGGACUGUCUAAUUAG
Messenger RNA from Didymosphaeria variabile, 1497 nucleotides. RefSeq lists its product as uncharacterized. NCBI's taxonomy places the organism in Eukaryota, Fungi, Ascomycota, Dothideomycetes, Pleosporales, Didymosphaeriaceae. The transcript has a single exon. The coding region runs from base 1 to 1497 and encodes 498 amino acids. Gene Ontology annotation, molecular function: phosphopantetheine binding. The record is from RefSeq and is a predicted model, not a curated record.